AAACUGAAGUCACUCUUUCAGAAGAAGCAGAAGGAAACCAGCAAAGAGGAGAUCCUCCCGCAACAGCCGAAUGGCGAGAUUGUGAACACAGGAGGAGGGGUGGUCUAUUAUUACUACGAGGAUGAGGAUGAGGAGGAGGAGGAAGAGGAGAAAGAAGAGCUCCCCCAAGCAGAACCCCCCAAGCCCAUUAAUGACAAGCCCCACAAGUUCAAAGACCACUACUUCAAGAAGCCAAAGUUCUGUGAUGUGUGCGCACGGAUGAUUGUCCUGAAUAACAAGUUUGGCUUGAGAUGCAAAAAUUGCAAAACCAACAUCCAUCAUCACUGUCAGUCUUACGUGGAGUUCCAGAGAUGCUUCGGCAAGAUCCCCCCUGGUUUCCGCCGAGCAUACAGCUCUCCCCUCUACAGCAACCAGCAGUUCGCCUGUAUCAAGGAGCUUCUCCCCUUUUCUGUUGCAAACCGGUCGGACCCCGUUUACGAGACCCUCAGGACAGGAGUAGUGAUGGCAAACCGCGAGAGGAAGAAGAACUCGGAGGACAAAAAGAACCCUGCGCAAAUGGUUGAUGAAGAACUUGAUAGUUCCAAGCCCGGGGAGGAGCACGGGUCCGGAGGUGGUGAGGCACCAGACAAAAAGGACAAGAAUAAUCCAGAUGAAGCAAAGAACAAAAAGCCACAGCCCGGAAUGCGAGGAGGUUUCUCUCAGACUCACUACUUUGUGGCAUUGUACAGAUACAAAGCCCAGGAGAAGGAUGACCUCGAUUUCCAUGCAGGUGACAGGGUGACUGUCUUUGAUGACUCCAAUGAGGAAUGGUGGAAGGGUAAAAUCGGAGAGAAGUCGGGCUACUUCCCGGCAAACUACAUCAUAAGAGUGCGUGCGGGAGAGCGCGUUCACAAGGUCAUCCGGUCAUUUGUUGGCAACAAGGAGAUGGGUCAGAUUACCCUGAAGAAGGAUCAGAUUGUCGUGCAGAAGGGAGAAGAGGUCAACGGCUACAUCAAGGUAUUCACAGGCCGGAAGGUGGGAAUGUUCCCCGUUGACUUCCUGGAGGAAAUCUGAGCACGUGCAAAAACCAGGAGAAAAAGCCUGGAGAUGGCUGUACCAAGUCCACACAAGUGCCCAACCUCUCCGCGUGUGAAGAAACUGUCUCCACCUCGUCCGUGUGGAGGAAACGUAUUUCAUGGUUGUGUCUGAGCCAGUGGGAGUGAAUCUUCUAGACAAAAAUGGAGGACUGUUGCUACGGAGAUCUAAGCAUACCUCAGUGUGUUAAGGAAACUUUAUUUUGAAGAUAAAAGGAUAGCUGAUUUUAUUUGUGUACUUAGGAUAGCACAAAUUUGCCAUCUUGUGUGAGACUUCAGUGCUAAUUUAUGCUUCUAUUUGCAGGAAUUUUGAUGAAAAUAUUUAUGAGGCAAGUGGUGACUGUAAAUUUGCAUAAUCCAUGCCCGUAACUUGAAGGGUUUCUGGAAUGCAUUCAUCAUUGUUACGAAAUGACAAGAUGAUGGAUUUUUCAAAUCGGGCUUAUUGACGAGGCCAGCGAGGGUGAUUAAACUAAGAAGUGCAAUGACAGGGCCCCAAGCCAGAGUUAAGACUGGAAUGAGGGUGAGAAGCUGAGUCUGUAGCCUUUACUGCCAAUGUAAGCUCUUGAAACUCUGCUGGGGCUUUCUCUACCCAAAGAGUUUCAUUUCCACUUAGACAAUCCUAAUGACUGAUGUGUAAUGGAUUUUUCCCCUUACCCCACGAAUAUGUUUCCCAAAAGAAAAUGAGGAGAGAGCUGCUGUAAUUAUUGCUUUGACAGCAAUAGUACUCUAUUAUCUGGGUGGGGUACUUAUCUGCAGCCACUGGUCAGUUGUGGGGACCUCAAUGAGUCCAUUUUGUAGCCUUUAGUACAAGCCAUUGAUCGAAUGACACAUUGAAGUAAAUGGAUACUAAGGUAUGACUAGCCUAAGCAUAUUUCAUUGUGAGCUAUUUCUGUGAAGGAGUAGAUAGGGAACUGGAGACAGGUCAGGAAUAUAGUGAGGGAGGAGUGUGACUAUUCAGAACUCUCUGUUGAUUUUUCGCGUGUGUGUGAGGGUGAGUGUGUGCGUGUGUGAUCCUUGAACACAUUUACUGUCAUUAACUACCAACAAUGACGCUUCAUUAUUUUACUGC
This is a messenger RNA of Pristis pectinata (smalltooth sawfish), 2142 nucleotides long. It is a transcript of the gene stac3, whose product is annotated as SH3 and cysteine rich domain 3. Gene Ontology annotation, molecular function: protein binding. NCBI's taxonomy places the organism in Eukaryota, Metazoa, Chordata, Chondrichthyes, Rhinopristiformes, Pristidae. The record is from RefSeq and is a predicted model, not a curated record. Gene Ontology annotation, biological process: positive regulation of voltage-gated calcium channel activity; positive regulation of protein localization to plasma membrane; skeletal muscle contraction. Bases 259 to 1053 code for a protein of 264 amino acids. Gene Ontology annotation, cellular component: extrinsic component of cytoplasmic side of plasma membrane. The transcript is spliced from 10 exons.